GCGUAAUAAUAACUUUAACGUGAAAAUAACUUACAGCUGUUUUUCUUUUUGUUUGUUUUGGUUUUAUUAUUUUCUCAUAGAAUUAAUCAUAUCCCUUAAAUGAAGAAUGAAAAAUGGUGAAUUUAAAACACUUGUUCCAGGAUUUUAAUCCAAGUAAAUUUGUGAUAUUCUCCUGCCUGCUCGUGUUUUCUUUCCUGUUUGCUCUGAGACUUGACAACACAAUAGAGUGGAGUUACUGGGUUGUUUUUCUACCAAUAUGGAUUUGGAAAUUCCUGGUGAUAUUUGGUGCUAUCAUUGGAAGUUAUGUCUGGUUUAGACAUCCGCUAUACAGACUGGAGGGAGAUAGUUUUGUGCAGUUUAAAGCUAUGAUAAUGACCACCAGCAUGCACCUGAUGUUACUGGUGUUUGACAUUCUAGCUUGUGAUAACCUAGAGACAGACAAUCACUCCUGGAUGUUUGUAUUCAUACCCCUGAUGUUCAUGUCAAUUGUCUCCAUUGGAUUUUGUGUAUGGGCUAUAAAGAAUGAGAGAUCCUUCGAGUUGGAGUUGUUCUGUUCUGUAAAUAUUCUACAGUUUAUAUUCCUUGCAUUGAGGUUGGACAAUGUCAUUCACUGGAGUUGGGUGAUUGUAUUUAUUCCUAUAUGGAUAGUCAUGUGUGUAUCAAUGAUCGGUGUUAUAUAUGCUGUUAUUCUGGCAAUCAUUUUGUCACGUUCACCGGAGAUUAUCAGGGACCAGCGUCGUGGAAAUCUCACUACUGCCAUCGGAUAUUCUCUUCUAGUCAUUCCUAUGUUGAUUUUUGAAAUUAUGUUAGCCAACAGACUUGAUGAAGACAACCAUUUUAAAUAUACAGCCAUCACUGUACCAUUAUAUAUUUCAUUGUUAACACUGGUUUUACUGUCAUUUGGAGCAAAGGGGGGUAACCAGUGGUGGUUUGGCAUCAGAAAAGAUUUUUGUCAAUUUUCACUGGGACUGUGUCCCUGUUUACAAGAGUACGGGAACAUAUCAUAUUCAGCACAGACCCAUAGUGAGCAAAUCUCCGAGCCGGAACAUAUGACACCAAAACAUUUACAAACAAAAAAGAAACCACCCGAUGAUUUUCAAAAAGUUGUUGUACCAAUUAUUUCUAUAGAGACGCCAGAUUGAAAUAAAUUUAUUUUAUUAUAAAAGUUAUGCUUGAAUUAUGAAAUACACAUAUUUAGAUUAGGGUAGAUAGUUUUGUCAGGAUUGUGUUCAGGUUCUCUUGAAAUUUCUUAGAAUUAUUGCAGUGUCAGAAAUAAAUAUAGACAUGUUAAAAAUAUUUUCAGUGUCACUGAUACUAAGAUUUGUCUAGAAUGUUAAAUUAAUAAAUUAGUGACAUUUUGCCCAUCCAAGGGUAUGUAGUUAGUGAAUAGGUGAAAGUCAAUGGACCUUUCCAGUGUCUACAGUUUUAUGUAAAUUAGCUAACUUCUUAUCCAAUUACUACACUGAGAUAAUACAUAGUCACUGGUUGACCUGGUUUGCACAAAAGAACAUGUGGUUAUGUUUGUGAUUCUGUUUGAGAGCAGUUCACCUUGCAAUGAAUGGAGAAGGUGUGACUAAAUGUUCCUCUAUAAAAACUGGAAAGGUCCAUUGCCACAUUUCUUUUCAGUUUUUUUGUGUCGCCUUUAAAAAGGCGACAUAGAGUUUACUUUUGUCAGCGGCUUUGUUGUUGGUAUCGUCCGCGUCCCCUAAAGCUUGUCUGGAGCAUAAGUCAGUCAUUAUAAGUCGGAUUGACUUCAAACUUGGUAUGCAUGCUUGUUAUAAUGACCCGAAGUGCAGUGCACAAGAACCGGUACUCUGCACUUCUUAGUUUUUGAGUUAUUGCCCUUUGUUAAUUUUCUGACUUUAUUUUUGUCCGGGCAUUUUCUCCUAAAGUAUAAAAGCUAUGGACUUGAAACUUCAUAGGAUGAUAGAUCUCAUUAAGAAGAAGUGCACUGCACAAGAACCGGUACUCUGCAUUUCUUAGUUUUUGAGUUAUUCAUUGCUGAUUUUCAUACGUUAUUUUUGUCCAGGCCAUUUCUCCGUAAGUGUAAAUGCUAUGGUCUUUAAACUUCAUAGGAUGAUAGAUCUCAUUAAGAAAAAUGCAGUGUACAAGAACUGGUACUCUGCACUUCUUUAUUUUGUUCAUUUUUGUCCUGGCCAUAAAUUCUCCUAAACUAUGUUGUUCAAAAGGCGACACAUCUGACUUGCGGAGUCCUAGUAUUAUUUACCUUGCAGGAAUGAUAAAUAACUCAUGUGGCCCAAAGAAAUGUCUUAAAUAUCCAUCAGAAUUUACCUGUAAAGUUUAAUUCAUAAAAGGCAGUCUUUUUAUAUUUUAGGUAGAUUUAUAUUUCAUCUUAAACAUUUUCCAGUAUCAACUGUUGGUCAAUUACCUUUAUAACAGUCAAUCUUUUGAAAUAAAUAGUCAACUCAACUUACUUUUAAACAUGUUAAAGUGAACAAAAAUGAGCAUAAUGUCACUUUAAUAAGAUUUUUCACGUACAAGCUAACUAAAUGCUUUGACUGAAUUGAAUAUGGAUUUACAAUAAACAUGAAUUAUAUGCACAUUGUGCCUCAUAAAUCCAUAUUAAUGUUAAUCCUUUAUAAACAUCAAACAUGUGUUAAAUAAUGUUUAAAUAAUGGAUUAAGUGCAUGUUUUAUGUUUUACAACUGAAAAAAGUAGCACUGAAUAUGCAGUUAUGUACAUGUGUGGUAAAGGUAGCAAAAAGUAAACAAAGUAUUAUUUUGACUAGUACCAUACAAAAUACUAAUUCACUAUUAUAAUACCAAUUGCCAAUAGAACUUAAGAUGAAAGAAAUAGUUGAUGUCCAUAACAUAUGAGUAUGCUUUUGGAAACUGUAAUAAAAUACAUAAAAUAAAAAGUUUUUGAGAGGUAAAAAUGAUAUCAUUUCUGAGGCAUAAUGGGCCUUUGUUCAGUCUGCAAGGGAGGAAAUGAAAAUAUACAAGGUAUUUUGUUUUGUUUGUAUUGUACAAUGAUAGAUAUUGUAUUUAAUUGUAUGAAAACAUUCUUUUGUAGCAUUAACCCUUUAUUGUUAACGAUAAAGUACUGGUUAUAUUGAAAUUUAAAUCCAAAGUAGAUGUGAUUUUCUGAAAAUGUGCUUAGUGUCAUAAAAUAUUCAGAUGUUUUUUUCAGAUAAAAGAAAUUUGACACAGUGGAAGUGAUAUUUUUAGAGUUUUUAUACAAGGAAUCGAGUCUCCUCUAAAACUAUUUUUACUUUGUUUUAAAAGGAACCAUAAAUGAGCCAUGUCACGACAAAACCAAUAUAGCGCAUUUGAGACCAGCAUGGAUCCAGGUCAAUUUAGUUUGAUCAAGAUCCAUGCUGUUAGCUAACCAACUCUAUUACAAGUAGAGAAACUGAUAAUGAACAGCAUGGAUCCUAAUCAGUCUGCAUGUCUUGAUUCAUGCUGGUCGCAAACCAAUUAUGUUGGUUUUGUCAUGGCGCGGCUCAAAUCUGCAUAUCACUUAACUUGAGAAAUGGAUGUUAAUUUAGGCAAUCACUGCAGACAAUGGCACUUUUUUCACAACCUUUGUCAAGAUUUAUCAACGGUCAUUUACUUAAAUACUUUAAUCCAGCUAUAAUUUUUUUCAAAAAUUA
Molecule: messenger RNA, 3613 nt
Organism: Ruditapes philippinarum (Manila clam)
Lineage: Eukaryota; Metazoa; Mollusca; Bivalvia; Venerida; Veneridae
Product: transmembrane protein 185A-like
Exons: 7
Coding region: 114-1142 (342 amino acids)
Source: RefSeq, a predicted model, not a curated record